AUGAAGGUUCCAUUUCUCAUUUUACUGUGUGUGCUCGCUUCGUCAGACUGGGUUUCAAGUUACUUCACUCCGGAAAAGCGAGGUGAUGGAGAUGGGCAAGGUAAAGUGAAGCAACUACCAGAGGAGAAUCCUAGUAGCGACACGUACCAGUCUGAUAUGAAGGUUGCACCUGCACAAAAGAGAGAGAUCGAUGCUCAAAUUGAAGACAAUAAGACGGGACGGAAAAGGAGAAAAGCCUUGGCUGAUUUGUCUACCCGAUGGCCCGGAGGUGUUGUCCCUUACGUCAUUAAUCUUGACUCAGUUGAUAAUUUAAAGGUUAUUACGAGUGCAUUUGACCUUUGGGAGGCCGAGACAUGCAUCAAGUUCGAGGCUUACGACGCAAGCAAACAUGACGUCCACCUGGUGUUCAGAAAACUAGACGGAUGUUGGAGUUGGGUCGGAAUGCAGAGAACAACAGAGCAGGAGAUCUCAAUUGGUUCAGGAUGUGAAUACAUUGGUACCAUCGCUCAUGAGAUCGGACACGCCAUAGGAUUUCACCAUGAGCAGUCCAGGCCAGACCGAGACGAGUACAUUAGCGUCGUGUAUGCAAAUGUGCAGGACAACAGGGUGUCCAACUUUGACAAGUACGAGGCUUCAAUCAGCAACUAUGGUGUUCCAUAUGACACAAAAUCAAUUAUGCAGUAUGACAAAAACUACUUUUCCAAAACUGGCUUGCCAACCAUGACCACCAAGAAAGUCUUGGACCAGUUUGAUCUCGGGCAACGGCAAUAUUUGUCAUUUUAUGAUUCUCUCCUGGCAAAUCGUAUGUACGAAUGCGAAUCUGAUUGUAAUGCUGCCCUUACCUGUGAGAAUGGUGGUUAUGAGAUAGAGUUGGUUGGUGUCUGCAAAUGCGUAUGUCCCCCUGGCUACGCUGGUGUUAAAUGUGAAGAGGACGAAACCGCUGCGUUAGAAAACCCCAGAUGUAGGACUACACUGACUGAAACAACAGGAGUGAUUCAAUCGCCCAAUUACCCUUCUAACUACGAUAAUAACGAGAAGUGCGCAUGGUUGAUCCAGGGUGGUGAAGGAACGACCAUAACUUUAACCAUUGAUGUUCUCGACGUGGAAGACGCUUCCCAUUGUAUCUACGAUUCACUUUAUGUGUAUGAUGAUAGUAUGUUUUACACCACCAAAAAGUUGUGUGGUUCAACACCCCCUGCAUCUCCAAUAACAUCAAAGUCCAAUCAGAUGAUGCUCUAUCUGCAUACGGACGAAUCUGAAGCCAGGAAAGGGUUUAGUGCCAGCUACGUCAUCAAUCCAUGUGCGCAUUAA
Molecule: messenger RNA, 1311 nt
Organism: Asterias rubens (European starfish)
Lineage: Eukaryota; Metazoa; Echinodermata; Asteroidea; Forcipulatida; Asteriidae
Product: blastula protease 10-like
Exons: 9
Coding region: 1-1311 (436 amino acids)
Biological process (GO): proteolysis; molting cycle, collagen and cuticulin-based cuticle
Molecular function (GO): metalloendopeptidase activity; zinc ion binding
Source: RefSeq, a predicted model, not a curated record